AUGUCAGCUACAACAGCUAAACUUUCCGUUACCGUCGCUGCUGGUUCUCGCGGUUUUUCGGAAUAUGAUCGUCAUUACUCAACGGUACAUGGGAGACGAAUUGGAAUUCAGGAUUUAAUAAAUGAACCCGUUCGAUCUUCGUCUUCGGUUAGCACUUCACCGGUUGAACCUCAUCUUCAGUAUCACUUGAAUCGACAUCCUAGCUCUGAAUUAGGAUCAAAUCAAUUUAGGCAUUAUUCUUUAUCUCCACCUCAACCUCAUUUACCUUUACCUCAGCAAAAUAUAAUCUCCACGCCUUCUAUGGAACUUGAAUCUUAUAAGUUACUUACCCCUCUCACCUCACCAACUCAAAAUCCCGUUACCCCUUCAAAUUAUAGCCCAACUUCCAAUUCAACAUCAUCAUCUGUAAAAUCGGAUGAUCAAAAUUCAUAUAUGACAACCAUUCAAACUUCGGGAAUGAUUAUGCCACUCUCCUUGCAAGAACGUCGUGAGAGGAAUAAGAUUGCGUCUGCAAAGUACAGAGCAAAGAAACAUAAACAAAAUCAAGAAAUGAGUUCAACCAUCGCCGAAUUGAGCGCCGAAAACAACGUUCUAUUAAGACAACUCGAAGAGGCCAAAUCAGAAAAUUUGGAAUUGAAAGAAUUAGUCGACAGACUCAAGAGCAAGCUCGUGGAAGGAAAGAUUUUGAAACGAUUGGGACGAGGAGGUGCAAAGUCAUUGCUCUCCCCAACAUCACCGGUGGAAGAUUUGGACAUAACCUCAAACGUUACCACGAACGUGAGGAAGAGUUCAACAAAACGUGGUGGAUUUAGCAGUCACGCAAAAGGAACUGGGCCUUCAACAAAAGGUUCUCGCAAGUAG
Messenger RNA from Funneliformis mosseae, 861 nucleotides. NCBI's taxonomy places the organism in Eukaryota, Fungi, Glomeromycota, Glomeromycetes, Glomerales, Glomeraceae. The record is from the annotation of a GenBank genome assembly.